GAUCGCUUUGCAGAGCAGGAGUAGAGAGUUGCGCUCCUCUCCACUUGCAGCUUCGACUCAGGUUUGGGGCGUUCCUCUCCUUUCCCCAAAGAAGCGCUGAAGCUGAGCAGCUCGUACCCUUCUCUUUGCCCCAGCCUCUUCUGCAGAAACUCCGGCGUUCGCGUUUCGCAUCAUGUCGGUUGAACUAGAAGAGGCCGAUCUGCCCCUGACUGAGGCUGAAGAGGCGCCUCUGGCUCCCGAGAAGAAAGGGGCGUCCAAGAGAGCCAAGGCGGGCGGCUCGUCUCUCUCUCCCUCCAAGAAGAGGAAGAACAACAAGAAAAAGAACCAGCCGGGCAAGUACAGCCAGCUGGUGGUGGAGACGAUCCGCAAGCUGGGCGAGCGCAAUGGCUCCUCGCUGGCCAAGAUCUACAACGAAGCCAAGAAAGUGGCCUGGUUCGACCAGCAGAACGGGCGCACCUACCUCAAGUACUCCAUCAAGGCGCUGGUGCAGAACGACACCCUGCUGCAGGUGAAAGGCACUGGCGCCAACGGCUCCUUCAAGCUCAACAAGAAGAAGCUGGAGGGGGGCGGCGAAGGGGGCGCCGGCGGCACCUCCCACGCCAAGAGCCUCAAGAAGGCGGCGGUGGCUGCGGCGUCCACCUCCCGCAGGGCCGAGAAGAAGCCAGUCGUCAAGAGCAAGAAGCCGGAGAAGAAGUCGCACAAGAAAGGCGCCGCCGGCGGCUCGGCUAAAAAGGACAAGGUGAAAGCGGCCAAGAAGGCUGCCAAGAAGAGCGCCGCCUCCCCCAGCGCCAAGAAGGUGAAGAAGUCCGCGAAGCCCAAACCGCUCAAGAGCAGGAAAUGAAACCCUCGCGGAG
Messenger RNA from Heteronotia binoei (common prickly gecko), 854 nucleotides. Its product is annotated as histone H1.10. Gene Ontology annotation, biological process: nucleosome assembly. The transcript has a single exon. The record is from RefSeq and is a predicted model, not a curated record. The coding region runs from base 173 to 841 and encodes 222 amino acids. Gene Ontology annotation, molecular function: structural constituent of chromatin; DNA binding. Lineage: Eukaryota; Metazoa; Chordata; Lepidosauria; Squamata; Gekkonidae. Gene Ontology annotation, cellular component: nucleosome.